AUGGCCAAAGUGGAGGCCAUUGUGCUCAGUUUGGCCCCCGAAGAAGCAGACAGUGGGGAUGAAGAGCCUCGGGAACUCUGGCGUCACGCCAAAGUCGUUCAAUACGGCAACAAACUCUCUGGCGACCCUGACGAUGCCAAAAUUAAGCCGUUCGUCAAGGCCUAUAAUAGACGCAAAAUGCGUACUGCUUCCGCAGCUCGUCGAGGCACAGCUGGCAAACGUAGAGACAGCACCAGCAGCAUCGAGGCGUCCACGGAUUCCAGUCUGAAUGACGACAAUCGAGAAACGCAGCAUCACGGCAAGUCUGAUAAUAAUGCCACCACCACCAACAAAGGAACAACAGCAGGAGCAAUAGGAACAAUAACAAGUGGCAGUGGAAACAAUAAUAAGACGAGGCCCAAGACAAAGACGUUCAAGUCCAGCAAACAACGGUUUAGGUCCAGGUACGGAAACACCUUGCGGACUGAGGAUGCCGUUGGGCCAGGGUUCAAGGUCAUUCGACGCACUGCCAGAGUCCUGCAUGGUGCUGUCCGAUUCAACGUCUCCACUCCGUUUCAUCUCAAACCCAGCUUUCCCCUCCGAAUUUUUGAAAUCAACUUGACAUUAUUUCUAAGGAUUGCCUCCAGGUCAUCCAAGGCAAUUCCGUCAUUUUCAUUGACAGCCGCCGAAGUGGCGGCCAAUGUGGCGGCUGUGAAGGCGGCUGUUGAUGAAAAUGGCGGAAUUGUCUUGGAUGACCUGGAGGAAACCCUUAGAAAGAAUAUCAAGUUGAUUUCAAAAAUUCCGAGGGGAAAGCUGGGCUACAACAAAAAAAGGGCGCCUCAUCUUUUGAGUGGAGAGCAAAACUCUGCUAGGCUCAAGAAAUCAUUUCAACAUGAAGAACCAAAACUUGGGAAUACUAAUCCAUCCAAAGGAUCCUCUCCUCAACCAGCAUCAACUGAUGAAACCAAAGAAGUGCCAACAAAAUCUUCAAAGGUGCUUAAAAAGAAGAAACGUGGACCUAUUGCUCAUAAACCAUCUGGUUCUAAAGAGUCUGUCAAGGAUGAGUCUGCCAAUAAGGAACCUGUUUCUCAGCCUCCAGCAAGUGCAGUUCCCAAGAAGCUCCAAAAACAAAUAGCUGCAGAAUCUCAGCAAAAAAGACCAGGCACUCCUGAUUCUGCUGCAAAACAAGCUCAGAGUCCAUCCACCUCAUCUCCAAUCCGCGUUCCAGUCCGCAGAGGAUCCGCCCAGCAAGAAUUCAAGUCCUUCCACUUGUCUCUGAAAUUGCAACAGGCUCAGAAGCCCGGGGAUCAAGGCAAUGCCAAAGGACAGACCAAUAAGGACAAGGACAAAGAAUCUGCUGGAAACAAUAACAAUCCAGAUCCUCCUUCUCCACAUCCCACUGCAGAGAUGUUGAGAUUGCGCAGGCGAAGUUCAUCCAUUGGGCGGAGUUUGAAUGCCCUUGCCAGCCAGGUCGCGAGGAACAAGAGCAAGCGAAGGCAUUCCAAGGAAGAACUCUACACCGACAAAGACCGGGCAGCUGCCGUUGCCCUGGGCUCCAAGGACAUCAAGCAGAGUUUGCACAAGCAAAAGGGCCUGAACCAGGCCUACACGGGUUUCCCGGAAGAAGCCGGCUUCACCAUUUGCUACACGCAGGGAGAACACAACCUCAAGAACGGCGAUUCCAAACUGGCUCUCUCUUUUCUCAACAAGGCUCUUGCGAUUGAUGCGAGCAACUGCAAUUGCCUGAUUGCCAGAAGCAAAUGUUAUCUUCAGCUUGGGGAUCAUGCUGAAGCCCUGAAAGAUGCUGAAGCCGCCUUGAAAAUUGACCCCAAUUCCUACAAAGCAAUUUACCAGAAAGCUGAGGCAUUGUAUGCUAGAGGUGAUUUCGAAUUGGCCCUGGUUUUCUACUGCAGAGGAGCUCAAGCAAGGAAAGAAAUGGAUUGCUUUAGACUGGGAGUGCAGAAGGCUCAGGAAGCCAUUUCUAAUGUUGUAGGAAGACCUGAUUCCUUGAAGCAUGAGUCAGUCCACCAUUCUGAAAAUGCAGAUGAAGCGCCACCUGUUCCUCAGAACAUGAACAAGGGGAAGAAGAAGCACCAUGGACAAAAUGGUGGACGGAGAAAAACAAACACAGCAAAUGACAGCUUGGGGAGAGGAUCAGCAAGAGCCCUUCUUGGGAGAUUGCAUAAUGAUAUGGAGUAUUUAGAAAACCUUCUCAACCACCCUGGUUUGCGGCCUGUCAACAUUCCCUCAGAGGCUAUUGCGGCAGUGCCGCAAGGUGGCGCUGCUGGAGGAUCUGGGAGAAUGUCGCAUGACAAGAACAAAACUGUCAGCUCCCAAGUUAAAGAAGCCCUGGGUUACUUGAAAGCUCGCCAAGAAUUUUGGCUGCAGCAAAAGCCAAUAACCUCCGGACGUCAUCGCAGUGGGAGCACCUCUUCGAAUUCUUUACAAAAAUGA
This is a messenger RNA of Notodromas monacha, 2433 nucleotides long. Lineage: Eukaryota; Metazoa; Arthropoda; Ostracoda; Podocopida; Cyprididae. The record is from the annotation of a GenBank genome assembly.